Molecule: messenger RNA, 4967 nt
Organism: Drosophila hydei
Lineage: Eukaryota; Metazoa; Arthropoda; Insecta; Diptera; Drosophilidae
Product: probable phospholipid-transporting ATPase IIB
Exons: 6
Coding region: 871-4671 (1266 amino acids)
Biological process (GO): retrograde vesicle-mediated transport, Golgi to endoplasmic reticulum; phospholipid translocation; endocytosis
Cellular component (GO): trans-Golgi network; plasma membrane; endosome
Molecular function (GO): ATP binding; ATP hydrolysis activity; magnesium ion binding
Source: RefSeq, a predicted model, not a curated record
GCAACACAUUUAACAUAAAUACACUGAAACGUGCUCAAACAUGUGCUAAAUUAUUUAUAAAUAUUUUCUAGUUUUAUUCCAAUAUUUCUACACAAGUGCAGCAAAAAUUAUCGAGCUUUUAAUCAAAAUAGUGAAGAGUUGAAAAUUAUAAUUGCAUGUGUUUUAGUGUUUAGUGUGUGCGUCCGUGCGUGUGUGUGUGCGUAAUUGUGAGGUCCGGGCCAUUGGUAAUAAAACUUGCAAGUGCCGCGUUGUUAUUGUUGAUUUUUUAUAGUAUAUAUUGUGAUACCGAUCAGACUGCUACCCGACAUAAUUGAUAAACAAUUAUUAUCAAUUGGCAUUUAUAAAAGUGAGCAUGAGGCGUUCGAUUUACGGAUCCACUAGAUGACGUCGACGGGGAACGCCCGUGUGCUUGUAUGUGUGAGCUCAAUUUAAAUAGACGUGUUUGCUAAUUCUCCCGGCUUCUGAUACUCUUAAGUGUUCUAUAAAUAUUUACGCGCCCAAAUAAAGACCGUUGAUAAGCCAGCAGCCACACGUUUUGUUUGCUCGAAAAAAAUUGCUGUCAAAUUUGUGGCUGCAGUCGCAAUCGAAAUCGUAUGCGGCAGCUGCUGCAGUGAAGUUCACCGAAAACGUGGCAAGCAAACGCUUGAUAAAGUUCCAUAUGAAGGAGCGCAUAAAAGGAAAGCGGAAAUACAUACAAGACAACAGCUGCAAAACUGCACUGAGCGAUUUUAUACAAGUUUAGACAAAAUACAAACUACGGCACACCUGUAAAGCGCUCUUUCACACUCACAUGCUCACUAGCUCUCUCUCUUACCCAGCAAAUACACAUAAAUCGUAUUUAUAUAUAUAUAUAGAACGCUCUCUUACGCCAUGACUGAUAACGAGCUGCCACUACGUGACUUUGACGAAGAGAGCGAAGAGACUGAUUCGGAAACAGAAUUGCUCAUACGCCACACAGGCAGCAGCGUUGACGCAGCUAUUGUCAAUAGCAACAGCAAAAGUAAAAGCAAAAGCAAAAGCAACAGCAGCGUCAACAAUGGGCAAAGGCGACGCAAAAGCUCAACUGGUUACGGCGGCAUCGGCGGCAUUGGUAGUCCCAUCAGCGGCGGCGUCGGCGGCGGCAGCUUUCUGGGCAAUCUAUUCAGUCUUGGCUCAGCCGCCGGCCAGAUACGUUAUAGAAAUGAGCGGAGCCGCGAGCGCGCCAAACACUCGAAUAUUAGCAGCAGCGGCAGCGCCUCGCGCGACCUUACGUCCGACCAUACAAUUGGCGCUAGUGCAGCGAAACUGGCGCAACUAACACAGACGGGCGCCACUGGCGUCGAUAGUUCCGCGCCACAUGCCACACAUGUGGCCACAGACAUCAAUGCGGCUAACGGUAUUGGCGCCCACACAGUGAUCGAUCCGGACAACGGCUCCUCCACGGUCUUCUAUCAAAACAAUCGCAGGCGCAGCAAAAGUCGCAGCAUCGGCAAUGUUUGUAAAAUGUGUUUCUGUAGCUGCUGGAAGAAAUGGUUCAGGCCACGAGAGCUACGAGCCCGGACGGUCAACUUGGGCAGGCCAAAUACAGAGAAGUUUCCGCCAAAUGAGAUACGCAACCAGAAGUACAAUUUCAUCACGUUCCUGCCGCUGGUGUUGUUCGAACAGUUUCGUUUCUUUCUCAACUUGUACUUUCUGUUGAUGGCGCUUUCGCAAUUAUAUCCGGACAUCCGCAUUGGCUAUCCGUACACCUACUGGGGUCCGCUUGGCUUUGUGCUGAUGGUCACCAUUUGCAGGGAGGGGGUGGAUGAUCUGCGUCGGCAUCAGCGCGAUCGUGAGGUCAACUCGCAGAAAUACAAACGUCUUUCGGCUGCGCAUGGUAAUGGCUACGAGAUGGUGCCCAGCUCUAAGCUUAAAGUGGGCGAUGUGAUCAUUGUGGAGAAGAACGAGCGAGUGCCUGCGGAUCUUAUCUUGUUGCGCACCAGCGAUCGCAGCGGCUCCGUUUUUGUUCGCACCGAUCAACUGGACGGUGAGACAGACUGGAAACCACGCUUAGCAGUGCCCUACACCCAAAAACUGUGUCGGGACGCAGAUCUGUACAAUAUCGACGCAAGUUUCUAUGUGGAGAAGCCGCAGAAUGAUAUACACAGUUUUAUUGCCACCUUUUGUGUGACUGAUGGCAGUGAAGACACCGGCCUAAGCGUGGAGAACACUCUCUGGGCUAAUACAGUUGUCGCCGCUGGCACCGCCACAGGAAUUGUCAUCUACACAGGCUGUGAGACACGCAGUGUGAUGAAUAACUCUCAACCUCGUUCCAAAGUGGGACUGCUUGACACUGAGAUAAACGGGCUGACCAAGGUGCUAUUUUGUGCCGUCCUGGGACUCUCUUUGGUUAUGAUGAUGCUUAAGGGAUUUGGUGGUCCUUGGUAUCGUUAUAUGUUCCGUUUUGUUCUGCUCUUCUCAUACAUUAUACCGAUCAGUCUGCGCGUGAAUCUCGAUAUGGGCAAGGCCUUCUAUUCGUGGCAAAUGCAAAAUGAUGACAAUAUUAAAGGUACCGUUGUACGUUCCACCACCAUACCCGAGGAGCUUGGCCGCAUCUCGUAUGUGCUAACCGACAAGACGGGCACGUUAACCCAAAACGAAAUGGUCUUUAAGAAGAUACAUCUAGGAAUAGUAUCACACGAUGCGGAUACUUUCCACCACAUUGGUCAGAUAAUACAGAAACUGUCGGGAAAUAUACUGCAGCAACAGCAGCAACAAGGCAGCCUCUCCAGCUCCAGCAGCGCCGGCGAAUCAAUUAAACCAAUCAUGUUUGCUGGUAAUCGUAUGCGUCGUCCCGAAGGUUGGCGCGAAUGGGAAGCGGUGCGUGCUUUAGCCUUGUGCCACAAUGUGACGCCGGUGAGCGAUGAUGACGACAGUCAUUCGGUAUCCACUGCAUCGACGGUGACUGGCGGAAAUAAUUCGCCCACAAAAUCUGUGAUAAACAUUGAGGCACCAGGCAGCACUGACACAGAGCAUCAAUAUCAGGCCGCCUCACCAGAUGAGAUAGCCUUGGUCAAGUGGACCGAACAGGUGGGCCUAACACUGAUCGCACGAGAUUUAAAUACCAUGACCCUUCAGGUGAAGACCGCCUCUGAUGAGAAUGACAUACUAUUGCAGUACCAGAUAUUGCAGCUGUUUCCAUUUACGAGCGAAAGCAAGCGUAUGGGUAUCAUUGUACGUGAGACCAAGUCGGGUCAGAUAACGUUUUAUUUGAAGGGUGCCGAUGUGGUCAUGUCCACGAUUGUCCAGUACAACGACUGGCUCAGCGAAGAGUCCGGCAACAUGGCGCGUGAGGGUCUACGCACGCUCGUCGUCGCAAAAAAAGUGUUGAGCGAUGAGCAGUAUAACGAUUUUGAGAUGCGUUACAAUGCCGCACGGCUUAGCAUUACGGAUCGUGUUGCCAAGGUGGCCGCCGUUACUGAGUCUCUAGAACGUGAAAUGGAGCUGCUGUGUCUCACGGGAGUCGAGGAUCGCUUGCAAGAAAACGUGCGUCCCACGCUUGAACUGUUGCGCAAUGCUGGCGUACGUGUCUGGAUGUUAACGGGCGAUAAGCUGGAGACCGCAUGUUGUAUUGCAAAAUCAUCGCAGCUUAUUGGCCGUAAUCAAGGCUUACAUGUGUUGCGUUCUGUCAAGACACGAACGGAAGCGCACCAGGAGCUAAAUCAGUUCCGGCGCAAGCAAGGGCACGCACUGGUUAUAUCCGGCGAAUCACUGGAGGUGUGCCUACAGUAUUAUCGACUAGAGUUUUUGGAGCUGGCCACCGCUUCGCCAGCGGUCGUCUGUUGCCGCUGCUCGCCCACCCAAAAGGCACAGGUGGUGUCUCUCAUCCAGAAGCACACACGCAAGCGUACGUGUGCCGUGGGCGAUGGUGGUAACGAUGUAAGCAUGAUUCAGCAAGCGGAUGCAGGUGUGGGAAUCGAGGGACGCGAAGGCCGUCAGGCAUCGUUGGCUGGAGACUUUAGCAUUCCACAAUUCUCGCACAUUGCCAAGCUGCUGCUGAUCCAUGGGCGACGCAGUUAUAAACGCUCAGCAGCUCUUUCCCAGUUCGUCAUUCAUCGUGGAUUAAUAAUUACCACACUGCAAGCUGUUUUCUCGGCGGUAUUUUAUUUGAGCUCUGUGGCUCUGUAUCAGGGCUUUUUGAUGGUGGGCUAUUCCACGGUGUACACCAUGUUUCCUGUGUUCUCGCUGGUUCUAGAUCAGGACAUUACAUCAGAGACAGCUGUCACAUAUCCGGAGCUCUACAAGGAUCUGUCAAAGGGGCGCAGUCUUAGCUAUAAGACAUUCUUCAUCUGGGUGCUGAUCAGCAUCUACCAGGGUGGCGUUAUCAUGUAUGGCGCGCUGAUACUCUUCGUGGAUGAGUUUAUACACAUUGUAGCAAUCAGUUUCUCAGCGCUUAUUAUGACAGAGCUUAUCAUGGUGGCAUUGACGGUGCGCACCUGGCACAGGCUCAUGGUCUUGGCGGAACUAUUCAGCUUGGCUUUAUAUCUCAUCUCGCUGGCGGUGCUACACGAUUAUUUCGAUUGGGAAUUCAUUUGGUCUUACGAUUUUCUCUGGAAGGUAUCACUUAUUACAGUUGUCUCCUGCUUGCCCCUGUACAUAAUCAAAUUCUUGCGCAAGAAGUGCUCGCCGCCAUCCUAUUUGAAACUCUCUUAGAUACGAAGAACACCGAGAUAGCGACGAAUUUUUCAGUUACAAAAUUAAUUUUCUUAAAUUAUUUGCACUUAUUUUGUAUGACUUACUAAAACGGCUUUUAUAUUGUUUUCGCAUAAGAUUUUGUUAUUUUGUCCAAGUUCUGCCAACAAGAGAAAGGCCCAUCCCCAUACGUGAUAUAAAGUGUAAUAACUUAACUUUCGCAGUCUCCCUAUAUGUAUUUGUUUCUACGAUUUGUUGCAUUACACAAAAGUAAAGCGAAGUGAAUGGAAAAUAAAGUGAUUAUGUAUACAUUUAAA